Messenger RNA from Pseudoliparis swirei, 6873 nucleotides. It is a transcript of the gene ly75, whose product is annotated as lymphocyte antigen 75. Gene Ontology annotation, cellular component: signaling receptor complex; plasma membrane. Lineage: Eukaryota; Metazoa; Chordata; Actinopteri; Perciformes; Liparidae. Bases 157 to 5367 code for a protein of 1736 amino acids. The record is from RefSeq and is a predicted model, not a curated record. Gene Ontology annotation, molecular function: signaling receptor activity. The transcript is spliced from 35 exons.
GGACAACACAGCUGACAGAGCGGAGUACUGGGUUAGUGUCGGGUUCGUUAUCGUUUCACUUUCGGGUUGGAGUUCGCGUAUCGACCGGUCCAUAUUCACGCUCCAACGCUCCGCGAGCACGUCCUGCUUUAUGACUCCAACAGAAACACCGCCACCAUGCUGAACCCGUCCGGAGCGACACUUUGCCUUUGUUUGUGGACUGCGUUGGGGGCAACUGUGUUCUGGGGGACUUGUCUGUCGGCCAACGCCAAAGGCUUUGACGAGGAUGCGUUCACCAUCCAGCACUCGAGCACGGGGAUGUGUCUGGGUCAAGCAGCCUCGGCAAACCUGAGUCUCAUCCGCUGCGACCUGAAUGGCAAUUCCCAGCUGUGGAAGUGGGGCUUGGGUCACCGGCUCUUCCAUGUGGCCACGUCCCUCUGCUUGGCGUUGGACGUCCGCACCAAGGCACUGUCCCUGGUCGACUGUGGCUCCAACAUCCAGCUGUGGUGGCGCUGCAAGGACAAAGCCGUUUUCACCAUUUAUCAAAUGGGCCUGGCGGUCAGCGACGGAAAAGUGGACGCCAAGCGGGACGCUAAUGACUCGUGGGUAAGGGGAGCGUCCCAAGACAACAUCUGCCGGCGGCUGUACCAUGUCGUCCACACCAACGGUGGGAACUCUGCCGGCACUCCCUGCGUGUUCCCCUUCAAAAACAACGGCAGCUGGCAUCACGGAUGCCUCCCAGAUGAAGAUAUCCAUGGGCUGUCCUGGUGCGCCACCACAUCGAACUACGACCUGGACAGGAAAAUGGGAUACUGUCUGACACCUGAGGAGGGCUGUCGGACUCUGUUCGCCGGCCCGGAAGGGGAGUCCUGCUAUGAGUUUAUUUCCAGUGCCGCGGUGACUUGGCAGGAAGCUCUGGAUUCAUGUCGAAGUCAAGGAGCUGACCUGCUGAGUGUGUCUGAGCCCUCCGACCUCCACUCCAAAACCUUGUUGGACGGCCUUGACCGAAUGCCUGAGAGGAUGUGGAUCGGCCUUCACCAGUUGGACAGCUCUCAUGGCUGGCAGUGGUCCGAUGGUUCCCCUCUGUCAACGCUGCGCUGGGAAACAGGAAUGCCAUCUACCCCCAUCAUUUUUGAGUCGGACUGCGGAGUCCUGAACUCUAAUCAGCGCUAUGAAUCUGAGGCGUGCAACAUCCAGCUGCCAUACAUCUGCAAGAAGAGUGUCAACGCCUCUCACGAGGCGCCAGCAGAUUCUUUUGUAUAUAGCGAAACGCUGUGCGCAGACGGCUGGGUCCCGUGGAUCGGCUGGUGCUACAAGUUAGUGAAGGACGUGCCUCUCAACAUUUCUGAGGCCCAGAUGCACUGCAACCACACGGAGGGAGCAGGAGAAGGCGCUCUCGCCAGCUUCCACUCCCUUGACAGCAAAGAGAUGAUCAGCACUAGCUUCCAUGCAGACGGCAAGUGGUUGGACGUCUGGAUCGGUCUGAUUGGCAUUGGCAUGAACACCACUGUCUUCAAGUGGAUCGACCAGACACCGGUCACCUUCACCUACUGGGACCAAAACCAGCCGGUCCAGCCCGCUUUAGAUACCAGCUGUGUCUUCUACGCUGGAGAGCGUCAUGGUUGGCGGGUCGGCGACUGCACACAGAGGCUACCUUUCAUGUGCCAGAAGAAAGGAAAGGUCAAUGAAUCUGCAUCGCAGGCCGGAUGCCGCUUUGAGGACGGUUGGAGGAGACACGGCAACUCCUGUUAUCAAGUGAACACCAAUCAAGUGUCCUUCAAAGAUCGCUGCAACAUCACCAUAAGAAGCAGGUUUGAGCAGGCCUUCAUCAGUCGUCUGCUCCGAAAGCAGAUCAGCGUGGAGCCUCAGUAUUUUUGGAUCGGGCUGCAGGACAUUAAGAACAAAGGGGAGUACCAGUGGCUGAGCCAGGAUGGGACCCCGGGUGUGGUUCCAUACACCAACUGGGGCUGGUUGGAACCAGAACGGGAGGGAGGCUGUGCAGUGAUUUCUACCGCGAAACCCCUAGGCAAGUGGGAGGUGAAGAACUGCACCAUUUUUAAGGCUGGUACCAUUUGUAGAACAGACCUUAGUCCACCGCCACCCCCAGAACCAGAGCCGAACCCCAACACCACCUGUCCAGAUGGAUGGGUGUCCAGACCAUACAUCAAAUACUGCUACAAGGCGUUUCAUGCGGAAAGGCUGAGCAGGAAGCGCUCCUGGGAGGAAGCUGAGAGGUUCUGUCUGGCUCUGGGAGCCAACCUGCCCAGCUUCACAAGCAUCUAUGAGAUGAGUGCCCUGCACAGCAUCAUGAGAGACAGCAUCAGUGAUAAUCGGUACUUCUGGGUUGGCCUGAACAGAAGAAACCCAGCUGACCGCUCCUGGCUGUGGAGCAACGGCCAGCCUCUCUCCUUGGAUGUUUUGAACCGAGAUUUCCAUGCCGAUGAUGCUUACAGGCGGGACUGCACUGCAUUCAAGACAUCCAAGAGCACCUUGAAACACCUGUUUAUGACACCAUUCUACGCCACUCCCUUUCACUGUAACGCCAGACUAGAGUGGGUCUGCCAACUACCCCGCGGAAAGGCUCCAAAGAACCCAGACUGGUACAAUCCGGGUGGUCACCACGAGAGCUCUAUCUUCAUAGAUGGAGCAGAGUUUUGGUUCAUUAAGGAGCCGAAGCUAACCUUUGAGGAGGCGACACUCUUCUGCAGCAUGAACGACAGCCGGCUGGCGACACCAUUCAGCACGACGGCUGCCAGAAAGAUCCACCAGCACCUUAGUGGCAUGUCCAGUUCUCCCAAGCAAAGCUGGUGGGUGGAUUUGAGAGAGACUGGACGGUUAUACCCCAUGAUGCACGCCGAGAUGUACUUUUACCCUUCAGUCUUCCUGCGCAGAUGCACCUCCAUCAGUUCUGAAAACCCCUUUCCAGAGUACGAGCGCAGCUGCCGCCAGCAGUUGUCCUUUGUGUGUGAGCGACGCAACAUCACGUCGGUGGAGAUAAACCCUCUGGAGCCUCAGCCAGCAGGAUUGCCCUGUGAAAAUCAAUCUCUGUCCUUCAGAAAUAAGUGUUACAUAAUGAUGACGAGCAUGAAGCCUGUGUCAUUCAGCUAUGCCAAUGAAGAGUGCCAGUCGGUGAGGGGAACCCUGGUCACGAUAUCAGAUCAGGCAGAGCAAGACUUCAUCACCACCCUUUUGCCGAGAAUAAGAAACAAGGACAGCAUAUGGAUCGGUCUGAAAAUCAGGCACGGCACCCCGGAGUGGGUGGACCAGUCCUCAGAUAACUACGUCAACAUUAAUCCUCUGAUUCUGGGCAUGCACAAGGAUAUAAAAGUCAACACAUGGGAUCCGGACAGUCUGGAUUUGUGUAUGUUUUUGAUCAAUAACCCCAAUUCUGCCAUGCUGGGUACCUGGGACUAUUCUUCCUGCACAACAUAUCAAAAUAUGGCCUUUUGCCAGCACUAUGCAGAUAAACUCGAGGAGCCCCACAUCCCAACAGAGAGCUUCCCGGUCAACAACCACACCAUCCUGCUGCUGGACAGAAAUCUGACCUGGUUCGAGGCCCUCGAGCAGUGCAGGAGCAACAACAUGGACCUGGCCAGCGUGGCCGACACCUUCCUGCAGGCCACCCUGACCGUGCACGUGAGCCGCGCACGCAAGCCCAUGUGGAUCGGCCUCUUCAGCGAAGACGACGGGAUCCACUACCGCUGGACCGACCACAGUCACACCGUGUUCAGCCGCUGGUCUUCGGACGUCACCAGCGGCUCGUGCGUCUACCUGGACACCGACGGCUUCUGGAAAGCCACAGAGUGUGAGGAGGAGCUGGGAGGCGCCAUCUGCCACAAACUACAUGAUGAGACCAUCACCACACCAGAGGACGUUGCAGCCAAGUGCCCCCAUAAGAUGAACGGUCCAAACUGGAUCCCCUUCAAGAACAACUGCUACUCCUUCAAGCUGGUCCCCACCCGAUGGGACGAGUUGGACCAAGGACGGAUUCUGGACACCUGCAAGACACUACAUGCAAAUGCAGACAUCCUCACCAUCCGAAAUUCAGAGGAGAACGAGUUUAUUAAGCAGCAACUCGUCCCGUUUAAAAACCUGGUCCAAUUGGUCUGGCUGGGAAUGUUCACAGAUGACAACGAUAAACUGACGAAGUGGUAUGAUGGCACAAAUGUCCAAUAUUCCAACUGGGCGAAGGGCCGACCAGAUGUCAGCGGAGCGUUCAUGGCCGGCCUCGGCGUGAACGGGAAGUGGAUCCUCAUCUCCAACCCAAAGUAUUUUGCAGAGUUCAAACAAAUAAGCAUUGUGACCUGCAAACUGGACAACGAACCGAAACACGAGUACAACCUGUCGUCCUCGGACUUCCAACAUUACGGCAACUUGAGUUACGAGGUGGUGCCCCGAAAACUGAGCUGGCACCAGGCCCUGGUCGAGUGCGGCCAGGGUGGAGGCCACCUGGCAAGCGUCCACGACGUCCAGCACGGUGCACAUGUGAAGCUCAUUGCCAAGACGGACGGCUUCCCGCUCUGGAUUGGCCUCUCGAACCAGGAUGCGAGGGGCUCAGACUUUGAGUGGUCCGAUGGAACGAAAUUUGACUACAAGGCCACGAUCUCUGGCUCACGGGACGGCUCCAGCUCAGACGGACAGGAGGCCGGCUGUGUCUACAUUUCGCCUGCUGGAGCCUGGGUGAGGAGCAGCUGCAAUAAGCUGCUAGACGGAGCCAUCUGCUACACCACCACCAUCACCACCGCUUCCCAAAGAGCCAGACUCCAGGUGGCCCCGAAGGCCAAUCACUGCCCUCAGAGCAACGGUGUGUCCAAGUGGGUGCAGCAUCAGGAGCACUGCUACGCCUUCGACAUGAGCUUCUACAACUUCACCGUGUUCGGCAUGGAGCAGGCCAGGAACAUCUGUCAGAGCAUGGAUGCUCAGCUCCUGACCUUACGAACCAAAGAAGAGAACGACUUUGUGUCAAAGUACAUGUUCGAUAACCCUCUCAUCACCAGUCGAGUGUGGCUCGACAUGGAGGUCGAUACUGAAGGUAAACCCGUAUCCUGGCAGGAUGGUUCGGCUCUGGCUUACUCUAACUGGAAGUCUGAGUCUCUGGUAAAGACUGGGAAGACGUCUGACCCCCCCUGUGCCGUCAUGAUGGCCGGAGAGGAGGGAAUCUGGAAACUUGUCAGCUGCAGCUCCAGCUACAGCCGUGUGGUCUGCCAGACUGAAGCCAAGUCCGGAGGCAGCCCCGUGGCGCUGGGUCUCUUCAUCGUGGUGGUCCUCGCCCUCGUAGGAGCCAUCGGCUUCACCGUCUACAAGAAGAGGGGCGGCCGCUUCUCCUCUACCGUGCGCUACAAGAGGACCUUUGAUGACACGGACAGUAUUGUAACGGAAGCCUUAUGAGCUCGCUCACGCAGUCGGCCUCGGGGAGUAUCGAUGUGCCGCACGUGCAUUUUAGAACUUUUCAGCAGUAGCAGAAGCAGCCUUCACCUUUCUUAAAUUAUUUAUUUAAUGCUACCUAAGACUGCAGACUUUCUACAAUUGUGUUCGAGUUUCUUAGAUUUGGAUUAUUUUAGAUUUUUCUUCAGAGUUUAUUCGGAGUCCUGUGUUAUACCUAAUGUAAAUACUGGGACUGAUGCUCCGUGGUAAAUGUUGAUCAUUGAUUAUGACUGGGUUUUUAAAAAAAUUUUAAAUAAUAAUUUCAGUUGAUUUAAGUUGAAAUAGUCGAGCUGACACAACACUCCCUUUCAGCCUAAAAACGGGUUAAAUUACACUGUCGUAUAAGUGACUUCAAACUAUCAGAAACAAAACUGUGUGUGUGUGAGCGCAGUUAUGGGGCGUACUUUGGAAUAAAGCUGUAUCUAUAUAUAUAUAUAUAUAGAGCUUUCUUCCAAAGUGUGUGUACGUGAAUAUAUAUAUAUGUGUGUGUAUAUGUAUAUUUGUAUACAUAUAUAUGUGUGUGUAUUUAUAUAUAUGUGUGUGUAUAUAUAUGUAUGUAUGUCUGUAAAUAUAUAUAUAUAUAAUCUCUUUCUUCCAAAGUUCGCCCCAUAACUGUCCCAAAAGGAAGACGCGGCUCUGGUUUAAAUAUAUUGUGUGACAACAUGGCCGCUGAGUUGUUUACGUUUUAUUUUGGGACUCUUGACUGAGCUCCACUUUAAUUGCCUGAGCGACAGCCGAUGUUCCCAAACUUCUGCAAAUCACAUUAAAACUAUCUGGAGAUAUUUAGCGCUCUAGUCAAGAAAACACAUUUGCAUUAGUUGGACUACCCCUUUAAAUAAUAAUAAGAAAUAGUGAUUGAUGAAAGUCUCACUGACUGUGCCUUUUAACAUCAUUACUUAGUAGAAAUAGGAAGUUCAAGCCACUGGAUUUUGUUUCCGUGUAGUUGUUGAUCCACUCAACGUAUUAAUACCUCCUAAUGUGUUUUAGUUGUUAAUACAUAAAUAAUGCAAGAUAACAUAUUUUAGACCUGCUGCAUAAUUUUAAAAGUGUAAGACACUGUAUUAGCCACAUAUUUUUUUGUUUGUAUAAUUUUGUGUUGAUCCGACUUUCCUAUGCACUUAAACUACUGAGCAAGAACGCACUUUAAUAUGUCGUGGGGCUACAGUUCCGUCUAUAUUUAAGCACAAUGAGGUUUGGAGAGUGUUUAGAGACAUUUAAAUUGCACUGGCAUUGGCUGUGAAUGCUUUGUAAAUAUGUUUUAUAACUGAGAAUGAACCAAAGAUGCUCCGAGCUGUUUGUAAAAGCCUGAGCUUUCCUUUCACUUUGUCCAACUGCCUCAGUCGAGCUUGUUAACCCGUUCAUAUCAAAUUGUAAGCCAAAUGUUUGUGGGUUGUUUAUUGUUUCACCACCACUCCUCAGCCAAAUCAGGUACAGUUUCCUUACAAUAAAAUGUCCCGUCUUCAAAAUUCA